CUCAACGAUAAAAUACCAGAGGAAGAAUUCUGUCGCGGUAAAAUUGCGUCACACACCUGACGACAACAAAAACAUGGAGGAAUAUGCCCGUGAACCUUGUCCCUGGAGGAUAGUAGAUGACUGUGGGGGGGCCUUCACGAUGGGCGCCAUCGGUGGUGGUGUUUUCCAGUCUGUCAAAGGGUUCAGGAAUGCUCCAGCGGGUGUUCGCCAUAGACUGAGAGGGAGUGCAAAUGCUGUCAGAGUGAGAGCCCCCCAGAUUGGAGGUAGCUUUGCUAUGUGGGGUGGUCUGUUCUCCACCAUAGACUGUAGCCUGGCACAUGUGCGUGGGAAAGAGGACCCCUGGAACUCCAUCACCAGCGGCGCUAUGACUGGGGCCAUUCUGGCUGCUCGCAGUGGUCCCCUGGCCAUGGUUGGCUCAGCAAUGAUGGGAGGCAUCCUACUGGCCCUUAUUGAAGGAUUCGGCAUCCUGCUCACCAGAUACACAGCACAGCAGUUUCAGAACCCGAAUCCUUUAAUGGAUGACCCAAGCCAGCUUCCACCAAAAGAUGGGGGUCAAGAACAAGAUGGUCGUGGUUAUGGACAGUAUCACUGAAGCCGGUUGGAAGCUGUUGUGUUGGCUGACUACUGGCCGAGAGAGAGAGUUAAGAAAGGGGGUUGUUAGACUCGUAGAUCUUCCACUCGAUUGGCAAUGCCAUCCCUGAGAGCUUUGGAGGAACUUACAUCAUGCUCUCCUUCAAUCUGGACUAGUUUUCAAUGUAGUUCUUAUCACUCAGGGGCAAAUUGCAAAUGCUUGUUAAUAGCGUUGGUUCUGGCCAAGAUGGUGGGCUUUCAGGUGAUAUCUGCACUUUUAUGCUCGGACUCUUAAUACCCAAUACCAAAAAUUUGAUCUGUAUUGUAUUUCCUCAACCCUUAAAAUUCUUCAUUCUAAAGUAACGUUGAGGUGUGAUUAAGCACACACCCCCUUCAGGCCAGGGCAACUUCACACGUUUACACUCUGCGUGGAAAGCGUAAGUGUACUGUGAGGUUGAAGAUGUUGUUAGUAACUUUUAGAUGAAAUCUGUUUAGUCAAAAGCCACUUCCUAGUAUGUGUUUGAAAAAUCCCAUGUACUGUAUCUAAUGGCUUUGACAUAUAACAAGGGGAAUCCCAUACAUGACCUCUUUUCUGCAUACUGAUAGAGGGACGUAUGCAUUGUAUGACCAUGGUUUACCGGAACUAUCCUGUGAUCUCACAGUGUUAGCCAGCCAGCUCAUAAACAAUGGUGCCUCUUCAGUAUUGCAUUGUCAAUGUUUCUGUUUAAAUAGCAUAUUGACAUAUCAACAAUCCUUUGAGUCAGACCAAAGUUAUAUUUACAGCUUAGACACCAUAUUUGCAUUACCGUGCAGCCAUUCACUGUGUAAGGUUGAGAACUCCUUUUUAGUGUGGUUGUUGGGUAAUCUUUGGAUAUUUCUUUCCCUUUUCAGUGUUGGGUAAACUCGAUUGGGACUGUAUUACAUCCUUUGAAUAUUUUCUUAAAAGACAACAAUUGCUUUAUGGCCAGUUCACAAUGUCUUGUCUGCAAUACACAUUGUUUGUGAUCAUUAUCUGUGUUUGGCAAUUCACCCCACUACUUCUGUGUCACACCACCUCUGAUUUGUUUCCCGAAACAUUGCUCUCAAAUCUACUUAUUAGUUUUCUCUUACCACAAAUCUGAAUUAGGCUUAUUUUGCACAGUGAGACAGUUAGUUUCCCGAAAAAGCACUUUUCCUGUUCUCCAUGACUCAUCGAUGUUGCUCAUAUUGACCAAAUCUGAUUAGUUAUGGGAGAAAGGAACAUUAAUUACAUUGUAUUUAUGAGGAUACAUGAAUAGUUUUACUGAUUAUUUAUUGAAGGAAAAUUUAAAUGAGAAUAUGUUUGUAAUGAGUCAAUAAAGUAUUUUAUUGUUGA
Sardina pilchardus (European sardine) is the source of this 1924-nucleotide messenger RNA. It is a transcript of the gene timm17b, whose product is annotated as translocase of inner mitochondrial membrane 17 homolog B (yeast). The transcript has 6 exons. Gene Ontology annotation, molecular function: transmembrane protein transporter activity. NCBI's taxonomy places the organism in Eukaryota, Metazoa, Chordata, Actinopteri, Clupeiformes, Clupeidae. Gene Ontology annotation, cellular component: mitochondrial inner membrane; TIM23 mitochondrial import inner membrane translocase complex. The record is from RefSeq and is a predicted model, not a curated record. Gene Ontology annotation, biological process: protein import into mitochondrial matrix. The coding region runs from base 74 to 592 and encodes 172 amino acids.